Macrobrachium nipponense is the source of this 1034-nucleotide messenger RNA. RefSeq names its product G-protein coupled receptor GRL101-like. Gene Ontology annotation, molecular function: protein binding. Gene Ontology annotation, biological process: long-term memory. Bases 141 to 1034 code for a protein of 297 amino acids. NCBI's taxonomy places the organism in Eukaryota, Metazoa, Arthropoda, Malacostraca, Decapoda, Palaemonidae. Gene Ontology annotation, cellular component: plasma membrane. The transcript has 9 exons. The record is from RefSeq and is a predicted model, not a curated record.
GCAACAAAAGCCCAGCCCCGGGAAACCACUUGGGUGAGUGGUUCCAGUGCGGCGAUGGACGCUGUCUGCCGGCGGAAGUUGUCUGCAACCGACAAGUCGAUUGUCUCAACGGCGAGGAUGAGGAAGGAUGCUCUGAAAUCAUGUGUACUGAAGACUCCUGGCAGUGCUCAAGUGGACAGUGUGUCCAACUCUCCGACCGUUGUGACCUUGCUUUCGACUGUGCUGACAAAUCGGAUGAACAAUACUGUGAUGAAAAUGAAUGCGGGGAAGGAUUGCGGAGAUGUCAUACUGGCCAGUGCGUUCCCGACUCCUUCUGGUGCGACCACAUCAAUGACUGCCCCGACAAGUCAGAUGAACUGCACUGCGGUGUGCACGAGUGGUCGGGAUGCGCCGAGGAUGAAUUCCCGUGUGCUAGUGGUGCCCAGUGCAUCCCUGCGAUGGAAAGAUGCAUCCUUUCUGACGACCGCCAUCACGGAUGUGCUGAUCACUCGCAUCUUCUGGAUUGCAAAUCAGUGACCUGCCCUGCCGGAAUGUUCAAAUGCCGAUCUGGACCGUGUCUGGAUGAGGUUAAACAGUGCGAUGGGAAUGUGGACUGUCCAGAAACGUGGGACGACGAAGAUUUUUGCCCUUUCCAAUGCUCCCACGAAGUGCCAGAAUGUCUUUGCCACCACCUCGAUGCCAACUGCUCCGGAUUAGGCCUCCGCUACUUCCCUGAUAUCGAGAUCAACAUCAACCGGUUCUAUUUCGCGGACAACCAGCUGAGUGUAACAUUGCACGCCCAACCAAUCCGAGGCCACCAGCAAGUUGUGUAUCUAGAUUUGUCGAGGAACCAACUGCAGUACUUGAGGAACGGUACCUUCAGCGGUCUCUGGCGACUGAGGAUUCUGAUCCUCAGCGAAAACAACCUCAGAGAACUGACCGAAGGAGCGUUUGCCGGACUGCACAAUCUGCGGAACUUACAGCUUGACGGAAACCAGAUAGCAUACAUCGGCCCUUUCGCCUUCUACGGCCUAAGUUCUUUACCAACUCUGUGA